UAACCAAUGGUUGGAUUAAGGGAUGGGUACAAAGUACAGAAGAUCAUCCUCAGUAUUUUGCUUUAGGAUUGUUUUGAGCAUGUGUUGAUGGGACUUGUGCUCAUAUGGUUACCUCCGUACGGGAACAAGUUACAACCGCUUUUCUUAUGAUGUCAUUGAUAAUUCAAAUUACUGCAAUUCUCCUCGCUUUGGUAACUCACAUUGGAAUGGAUGAUCAAAAUAACAAUGUUACAAAGUGUUGCAUUUUAUCUGCUACAUUUAUUUUUAUCGCAGUCGCUUGUUAUGGAGGAUUGUUUGAUCGUACCGGGAUAAGUUAUGAAGGUUAUAGAAUUGGAUACAGUUUUGGGAUAGCGUGUACAGUAGGCGUGAUGAACAUCGCAUCUGCAAUCUUGAUAUGUAGAGGAACGUGUCCUUCAUAUCAAAGCAAACUUUCAGUUCGUACAAGAAAUAUUUCCUCAUAUGACCAAAAGUGAGCACCAAGGUUCUAUUAUAUUAACGUCAAGCAUUAUUGGUUAUACAUCUCAACAUAUACCAGGAGCUUAUGCAAUCACCAAAGCAUCGAUCAGUGCUAUGGUUCGUGCUUUCAUGGCAGAACUAAUAAAUCGAAACAUACGAAUAAAUUGUCUCUCAUUUGGUGGAAUUGAUACUUCGUUUUUUCAAAAAGUUCAACAGAACCAAUCUUUAAGAGAAAAUCUUUUGAGUUUAAUCCCGAUGAAACGUUUUGGAAAGGCUGACAAAUGCGCCGGACUCGCGGCAUAUUUAGCUUCAGACGAUGCUAGUUACGUCACAGGGGAGAAUUUCCUAAUAUCAGGUAUAGCAGACCGUAAGAGCCAAUAAAUGAGAAAAGAAAUCCUAUCAUAACGAACUCAAUGUACUAUCAAACGAUUUUAUUCAAGAGUAUUGAGUUUCAAAAAGAAUUCGACGUUACCCAACUCGGAGCAGUGAAGGGAAUUGGGACGCUAUUCACUAUUAACGUGUAACGAUGAUUCUUAAAAUACUUAGGCUGGUCACGUGAAUCUUAUAUCGUGGUUGAUUUCUUUUGUUGGCACAUCUGUUUCAAGUGUAUGAAGCUGUAUACAGAUUAUACUUACUAAUGAAUCAUGACGUCAUAAGCCAUUAUUUUAUGACAUUUCCAAUAUAUUCAUACCAUAUAAAACUAUCAUACGUAUAAUCUUUUAAUGUGGUAUAAAACAAUUAAAUGUGCUUGAUUCAGGAAUAUUCACGUCUUUUGUCUUCAAUAUGUUGAUAACUUGCGAAAGACAUUUUUUGAUAUAUGUUCAAGAUACACAUGUCUUUUGUUUGUGUCUAGGUUUAGACUGGACCUACUAAAUCAGGUACUUAUCGUCGUUGACCAGUUGGGUCAGAUUUGAUAGCGCUGCUGGGCCCUAGCCCAAAUAUGCGAGCCCGGCUCUACUUUAUUCAAUAAUCAUGCAAUAGGUCAAAUGUUGUAAAUAUUUUUCUAUUUUAGUGUUUUGAUAUUUAAUGCGUCACACAAUACAUGAACGUAUUUUAAUUGCAUCGAAAUGAAUUUGAUUGAACCCGAUAAGACAUACCAAGAAAAUGGUUAGGUAUUUCUUCAUCAUAUUUGAUACUUGCAACCAAUACCGCAACUUUAUAUUUAAGUUUUAAAUCAUUGUGCAUGAAUGCUAAUCUUUCAUAUAGAUGGUAUAAUAAGUAGCAAACGGAUGAAUGAAGAUUUUUUUUAAUUAAUUUCAAAAGGUAUAUAUAAUUGUUUUGUUUUCAGAUACUCAUUCUCACUAUUUGGUAAUAAAUAUCUAUAUUUCUUUUUUCGAAAA
This is a messenger RNA of Styela clava, 1796 nucleotides long. The record is from RefSeq and is a predicted model, not a curated record. NCBI's taxonomy places the organism in Eukaryota, Metazoa, Chordata, Ascidiacea, Stolidobranchia, Styelidae.